This is a messenger RNA of Linum trigynum, 4181 nucleotides long. The record is from the annotation of a GenBank genome assembly. Lineage: Eukaryota; Viridiplantae; Streptophyta; Magnoliopsida; Malpighiales; Linaceae.
CCGUAGAAAUUGUUCUCGGUUGUAUGGAUUUGGAUCUUGCACUGCGGUUGGAGCGUCCUGUUUCUACUCCGGAUAACCUUAAUGAGGUUAAAAUAGAAAAGUGGGAUCGCUCUAAUCGUAUGUGUAUGAUGAUCAUGAAGCGCUCUAUUCCAGAAGCGUUUCGGGGCUCUAUGACUGAGAAUGAGAGCGCUAAGGGGUUCCUUGAGGAAAUUGAGCAAUACUUUGCCAAGAAUGAAAAAUCAGAGGCAAGUAAUCUUCUGUCUAAUCUCGUUUCCAUGAAGUAUAAAGGCAAGGGGAACAUAAGGGAGUACAUUAUGGAGAUGUCUAAUCUCGCAUCAAAACUCAAGUCACUAAAGUUAGAGCUGUCUGAAGAUUUGCUCGUACACUUGGUUUUGAUCUCUCUCCCUGUACACUUUGGGCAAUUCAAAGUGAGCUAUAACACUCAGAAAGACAAGUGGUCUCUCAAUGAGCUUAUAUCUCACUGUGUGCAAGAGGAAGAGAGGCAAGCGCGGGAUAGGACUGAGAGUGCUCACUUAGCAUCAAGUUCUCAAAACAAAAUCAAGAAGAGAGCUAGGGAUGUUGCAGAAAAGUCUUCUCAGCAAAAGAAACCAAAGAUGCAAACUGAGGGGUUUCCUUGCUACUUCUGUAAGAAGACUGGGCACAUGAAGAAGGAGUGUCCCAAGUAUGCCGUUUGGCGUGAAAAGAAGGGUGAGCUUCUUACUUUAGUUUGUUCUGAAGUUAAUUUAGAUUUUGUGCCUAUGGAUACUUGGUGGGUGGAUUCUGGUGCUACCACUCACAUAAGUGUAUCUUUGCAGGGCUGCCUGUGGAGCCGGCCACCAAGUAAGAACGAAAAGUUCAUCUAUGUGGGGGACGGCAAUAAAGUUGCAGUGGAGGCUAUCGGAACUUUUAAAUUACAAUUAAAGACUGGAUGUCAUUUGGAUUUGUUUGAGACUUUUGUGGUGCCGUCAUUUCGACGGAAUUUAAUUUCGGUUCCAUGUUUGGACAAAUCAGGUUAUUCUUGUUCAUUUGGAGAUAAUAAAUUUAGUCUCUCACAAAAUUCAGUUUUGAUUGGUACCGGUCCAUUGAUUGAUAAUCUAUACAUGCUUGAUGUGAUUAGUUCCCAUAAUGAAAUCCUCCAAACAAGUUCACGAGGUACAAAGCGAAAAUUUAAUGAGAAUUCUGCUACUUUAUGGCACAAGCGCUUAGGACAUAUCUCCAAACAGAGAAUUCAGAUGCUUGUGUCUGAUGGAAUUCUUGAACCCUUAGAUUUAGCAGAUUUUGAAGUCUGCAUUGAGUGCAUUAAGGGUAAGAGAACAAACAUUAAGAAAUUGGGUGCCAAUAGAGCUCAAGACGUCUUAGAACUCAUUCAUACUAAUAUAUGUGGUCCAUUCCCUACAGCAUCUUGGAACGGUCACAAAUAUUUUAUCACGUUCAUAGACGAUUACUCUAGAUAUGGUUACCUCUUUCUGAUAAAUGAGAAGUCGCAAUCCUUGGAUGUUUUCAAGUCUUUUAAGGCCGAAGUUGAACUUCAACUUGGAAAGAAAAUUAAGGCUGUCAGAUCGGACCGUGGUGGAGAAUACUAUGGUCGAUAUGAUGGAUCCGGAGAACAACGUCCAGGACCCUUCGCGCUUUACCUCAAAGAGUGUGGGAUUGUGCCUCAAUACACCAUGCCAGGAACACCUAGCAUGAAUGGCGUUGCAGAAAGGCGCAAUCGUACUCUUAAAGACAUGGUAAGAAGUAUGCUUAGUCAUUCUUCCAUACCGGAGUCACUUUGGGGGGAAGCUCUAAAGACUGCUGUAUACAUCCUUAAUAGGGUACCAAGCAAAGUAGUAACUAAAACCCCUUAUGAGCUAUGGACAGGCAAAAAGCCUAGCAUUAGGCACUUGCACAUUUGGGGUUGUCCAGCUGAGGCAAGGCCUUAUAAGCCACAUGAAGGAAAGCUAGACUCAAAGACUGUAAGUUGCUACUUUGUUGGUUAUCCGCAGUACUCUCGAGGCUACAAAUUUUACAAUCCCACCUCACGAUCAUUCUUUGAAACGGGGAAUGCGAGAUUCCUUGAGGAUAUUGAGUUUUGGGGGGAAGGAAACAUAAGGAAUGUUGUCUUUGAGGAAGAACAAGUCAUUGAUAGUGAUCAGGUUAUCAUACCUAUCACUAGUCCUGACAUAGUUAUGGAACAAGACAACAAUGAAAUUCCUCCUCCUGUACCACCAGUGGAACAAAAUCAACAUCCUCAAGAAGUGCCACUUAGGAGAUCCACUAGAGAAAGAAGAAGUGCGAUUCCGGAUGAUUAUGUCGUCUUUCUUCAAGAACAUGAGGAUGGCAUAGGCUUAAUGGAGGAUGAUCCUAUCAACCUCGCUCAAGCCAUGCGCAGUUCUAACUCUGAACAGUGGAAUAGUGCCAUGAAAGAAGAGAUGAAGUCCAUGUAUGACAAUGACGUUUGGGAUGUUGUUGAAUGCCCUGAAGGAGUAGUUCCGGUUGGUAAUAAAUGGAUAUUUAAAACCAAAAGGGACUCUAAGGGUAAGAUUGAGAGAUUUAGAUCACGUCUAGUCGCUCAGGGCUUUACUCAAAAGGAAGGCAUUGACUACAAAGAGACUUUCUCUCCAGUGUCUGCGAAAGACUCUUUUAGGACAAUAAUGGCACUAGUGGCUCAUUUUGAUUUGGAGCUCCAUCAGAUGGACGUGAAGACUGCGUUUCUCAAUGGAGACAUUGAUGAGACGAUUUAUAUGGUUCAGCCACAAAACUUCGUUGUGGGAGAUCCAAAGAAAAUGGUCUGUAAACUUAAGAAGUCCAUCUAUGGUCUCAAACAAGCUUCCCGUCAAUGGUAUCACAAAUUUCACAAAGUUAUUAGCUCAUAUGGUUUUGAGACUAAUCUUGUUGAUGAUUGUGUAUAUCACAAGUUCAGUGGGAGUAAAUUUAUUUUCCUGGUGUUAUAUGUUGAUGACAUUCUACUCGCCAGUAGUGAUAUAGGCUUACUGCACGAAACCAAGAAAUUACUAACAAAGAAUUUUGAAAUGAAAGAUCUUGGUGACGCCUCUUUUGUAUUGGGUAUUGAGAUACUGAGAAAUCGCUCUCGAGGUAUUCUCAAAUUAUCACAAAAGAGCUAUAUCGAUAAUGUUUUGAGUAGAUUCAACAUGAAAGAUUGUAACCCAGCAAAUACACCAGUAGCCAAAGGAGACAAGUUCAGUCUCGCUCAAUGCCCCACAAACAAUCUAGAAAGAGCGGAAAUGCAGAAGAUCCCUUAUUCAUCUGCAAUAGGGAGUCUUAUGUAUGCUCAAGUUUGUACUCGUCCCGAUAUAGCUUUCAUAGUGGGAGUACUGGGCAGAUACUCAAAGGAUCCAGGUAUGGAUCAUUGGAAGGCAGUCAAGCGUGUGAUGCGCUAUCUAAAGAGAACAAGGGAUUACAUGCUUACUUAUCAGAGAUCAGAUAGUUUGGAGGUCAUUGGGUAUUCUGACUCUGAUUUUGCUGGAUGCCAAGAUAGCAUGCGCUCUACAUUUGGCUAUAUCUUCAUGUUGGCUGGAGGGGCUAUUUCUUGGAGGUCUGCUAAGCAACGUCUUAUAGCUCCUUCCACCAUGGCAGCAGAGUUUAUAGCUUGUUAUGAGGCAUCUGAUCAUGGAUUGUGGCUGCGAAAUUUUGUCACGGGGCUGCGUGUGGUAAACAACAUUGAGAGGCCAUUGAAGAUUUAUUGUGACAAUAAUGCAGCAGUGUUGUACUCUAAUAACAACAGGAGUUCGACAAAGUCAAAGUUUAUCGAUAUCAAGUACCUGGUUGUUAAGGAGAGGGUUCAAAAUGGACAGAUUUCUAUAGAACAUAUUAGGACAGAGUCUAUGCUAGCUGACCCAUUAACCAAAGGAUUACCGCCUACUGCAUUUUAUGAGCACACUGCUCAUAUGGGCGUUAUUCUGGAUGAUACCUUGGUUUAGUGGGAGUCAUUUCGAUUUGUUCUAUAGACAUUGAUUUGUGACUCUGCAGAAUAAAGUGUUUUUUGUUUUUCCUCAGUUUCUGUUUUGAACCUUAAGGUGUUUAUUCAUAUUAUGCAAUUUUCUUGCAUGAAGUGCUUUUUGAUCUCACUAAAGUUGGACCAGUUGAAAAUAGGCAUGUUCAAGAUCACAUUACAUGUAAUUUUCAUGCCACUCAUCCAUAUUUGAUCUAUGUCAUUGAGUGUAUAAAUGUGGUGAUCAUGG